AUGCGCGUAGCCGAUGCGCUCCUGUUGGGUAGCGUUACAUUGUUGAUUGCGUGCACAAACGGGUCACCGGCACCUCAAUCCCCCGAAAAGCCGCAAGCCCUUCCGGCUAAGUGCCUCGGGCUGCUCGACCGUCCAUCCGUGUUCAUCCACGAGGCCGUCAAGUCAGAUGUCGUCACUUGGGGCGACGCGUACACGCUGCAUUGUGAGGCCACCGCAUCACCUCCGUCCGGAAUCACAUGGUACAAAGAUGGGCAAAAAAUCAGCAAAGACCUAAAGAUCGAAACAAUGGAGGGAAUUAUUGAGACAGGUGUUGAAACACGCGAAGGUCGACUACACAUCCCUUGCUUCUCCCCAAGCAUGGAAGGCGAAUACACGUGUGUUGUAGAUAAUGAAUGUGGUGUUAUUGCCAGCUCAUCCACGAAUAUCACACUCAAUGGAAUGGCAAGGCCGAAGCGCUGCUUGAAGGAUAUCUCACCCCCUGUCAUCGUGGAAGCAACGACGAGUCGAGUAGAGCAACCCCAGAAUAACGUUAGAAUGAUUUGCCGAGCCGCCGGGUUGCCGAAACCAACGAUUUACUGGACAAGGAUUGACGAGGAUGGAAAUGAUAUCUCCAUCGAAAAUGAUGUUCGCUUCCAGCGUGAAGCCACCGGUGACUUGGUAGUCCUUGGGCAGCUGAACAGCGACGAAGCUUCGAUCGACCUGCGCUGCACGGCACAAAACGAAUGGGGAGAAGCCUUCACCGAGUCCUCGAUCAUCUACGUGCUCCCGGAAAACUCUCCAUACACCCUGUUUGCACAACACGAAGCCCUACACCACCAAGCCGAAAAAGAAUUUCUCCGACAACAAAAACAAUUCCAAGACCAGCUUCUACUCCAUCCGUUCCAGCAAACUUUCGUUGGUACCGGUGGUGGGGGUGGUCCACCACUUUUUGCCCCACCAACUAACAAUUAUUAUGAACAACCACAAACCGCCUAUCGACCUCAAGCGGUACCACAAAUCAAUCGUGUGUCAACUCAGCCGCUUCCUGUAGCCACCAGAGAUAUCCAGGGCCAGCAGGUCGUUGUAAGUCAGCCAGCUCCAUUACCAGUUCAACAGCAGAAAAUUGCUGCGCCGGCUCCAAUCGUUGCUAGCCCAACCCGAGUACAAACAGCUGGCGUGGAAAGUGCAGAGAGAAUAUUACCAAGGCCAGAACACAUGAAAGCCCCGACUCUAGAUAGAAUUACAUCGAGCAAAGAAGAUCCCCCAUUUGAUCCGAUCCAAAACGCAAUGGUUGCCCAAGUACUACAAGUCAAUUCUGAUGGCAUCGACCGGCUCCAUGAAUCAAAACCGAACCAUGCUAGGCGGAGGUCAAAAUCUGGGACUCGUAGCGAGGGAAAAGCUAACGACAAAUCCGCAGAAACUGUCAUCAGGGGCGAAAGGACGUUUACGGCAUCUGAAAGCCAUGAUGAGGAUACCCUAGAAGUGAAUACCAAGGAUGUACCCACGGCUAAAAAAGAAGGCAACGUCGAUAUUCAAAAAUUGUUUCACGCCUUGGAUUUAUCGCCUGAUGAGAAGCGGGAAAUUGUGCAGCAUGUUGAACAGCUGCUGAAAGAAGAAAUUACACGAAAAAUUCUUCGAAAUGCCGGAUUCAAUUUGAAUUCAACAACUAGUUUGGUCCCGAGUUGGCCGAGAGAGACGACGAUAACGCAAUUGUCGACUACAACAAUGACUACGACGUUUGCGACAACUCCAUUCCCGGCUACAACCAGACCGUCAAUCACACUUCAUGGUACUGUUGAAGAAGUUCCUGAACCAUCACCAAUCAAGCAUAUGUCUGGCACCUUGCAUAUCAGGGACCAACCGGAAAUCCGUGAAAGCCAACCGGCCCCACCCAGAAUGAGUCUAAUUGACGAGACGAGCGUUGCAGAAAGCAAAAGCCCAAUAGUGCAACCUGGCCAAACCAUUAAAAUUAUUGGAGCAGAGCAAAUCCAGCCGCAGGGUGACCCCGAUUGGCCGGUGCAAACCACGGAUAAGCACCUGUCUUUUAAUGGCAAUCCGCGUACCGUAGAAGAAGGGAUAGGAAGAAUCCAUACAAGGCGGAUUCGGCCCGAAGCUGAUACCCUUUUGCCGGAUGCUGUUGAUCCGGAAGUGACGGGGGAGCCAUUGGAUUUGAGUGAGGCAGAUUCGGUAACACCAGCUGGUGAGAGGAUGGUGGUUAAUGUAGAGCCAGUCACAACGACUACUGAAAUGACGACAACUACAGAUUAUCAGCCGCUUUCAAAGACGAACUACCUUCCACCAAGGAUGCGAAAUCGGCCCCACGUCAUGACGGCUUUCCAACGACUCGCCAAUGACUAUCGGGCAAGACUUGAAGGCACGGAUAGCAUGGGUCGACUACUAGCCAAUUUCUACAAAGAUGCCUACAUCGUCCUUCGACAACGAGAUGUAUCAUCGUCAAUCAAGCGACACCCGACCAGCCGCAACAAAAAUCGACACCGCAAAGUGUUCCGCGGCCGAGUU
Messenger RNA from Mesorhabditis spiculigera, 2499 nucleotides. The record is from the annotation of a GenBank genome assembly. NCBI's taxonomy places the organism in Eukaryota, Metazoa, Nematoda, Chromadorea, Rhabditida, Rhabditidae.